Hyaloscypha bicolor E is the source of this 1888-nucleotide messenger RNA. RefSeq names its product glutaryl-CoA dehydrogenase. The coding region runs from base 277 to 1560 and encodes 427 amino acids. Gene Ontology annotation, molecular function: fatty-acyl-CoA binding; glutaryl-CoA dehydrogenase activity; flavin adenine dinucleotide binding. Gene Ontology annotation, biological process: fatty-acyl-CoA biosynthetic process; fatty acid beta-oxidation using acyl-CoA dehydrogenase. Lineage: Eukaryota; Fungi; Ascomycota; Leotiomycetes; Helotiales; Hyaloscyphaceae. The transcript is spliced from 3 exons. Gene Ontology annotation, cellular component: mitochondrial inner membrane. The record is from RefSeq and is a predicted model, not a curated record.
GCAAGAGCUUCUUCACCUGCAUUUAGGAUUCAGUACAAAUUUAUAACUUCAUCAUUGCUGGAAUUCCUUUACAACUCCGCUCCAAAAUGUCUUCAACUACCAAUCAUAACACGCUCUUCCUGACCCGAGGUAGGAGGUCUCGGCGACAAUUUACAUACUUGGGGGAAUUGCCGAUUAGCGUCGACUAGAGUCAACCUCUCCAACUUAUAAGAAUGGCUUGACAUUUGGCAGCUCGACCAUAGUUUCUUUUCAAUUGGCAUUUUCCAUCUCUACAAGAUGUACAGACCCAUACUCCGUCUGUCUGCAAAGCAAUUGAGCUGUGCCGCUCGUCCUGCAGCAGUCAGAGGAUAUGCAGCCCACGCUACCCCGCAACCAUUCAACUGGGAGGACCCAUUGAAUGCACGAAGUCUGUUAACGGAGGAGGAAUUGGCUAUUUCAGAGACGGCGGAGGCGUAUUGCCAGGAGCGCAUGUUACCACGAGUUCUUCAGGCGUACCGGGAUGAGCAUUAUGACAAGAAGAUUCUAGAGGAGAUGGGCGAGUUGGGAUUGCUAGGUUCUACGAUCCAGGGAUACGAUUGUGCGGGCGUAUCGAACGUUGCGUCUGGAUUGAUCACAAAGGCUGUGGAAAGAGUGGACAGCGGAUACCGGUCAGGCAUGUCUGUUCAGUCCAGCUUGGUUAUGGGAGGCAUUGAUGAGUUUGGGACACAAGAGCAGAAGGACAAGUUCUUGUCCAAGAUGGGGAAGGGGAAGCUGUUGGGUGCUUUUGGGUUGACAGAGCCGAAUCAUGGGAGUGACCCUGGUUCAAUGGAGACUACGGCUAAGCCACAUCCUACGAAGAAAGGAUACCUCUCGCUCUCUGGGGCAAAGACUUGGAUUACAAACUCGCCAAUUGCGGAUGUUUUGUUGGUAUGGGCGAAAUACCAUGAGACGGGCAAGAUUAGGGGUUUCUUGGUGGAGAGGUCAGAAUGUCCACCUGGUACUCUGGAAACGCCACCCAUCAAGAACAAGAAUGGACUUCGAGCUUCCCUUACCGGCAUGAUCCAUCUCGAUGAGUGUCCUGUACCAGAAGCCAAUAUGUUCCCGGAUGUCGAGGGGUUGAGAGGCCCAUUCACAUGCCUGAAUAGUGCCAGGUAUGGAAUUGCUUGGGGAACAAUUGGUGCUCUUGAGGACUGCAUCGCCAGAACAAGAACCUACGCUUUGGAGAGAAAGCAGUUCAAGGGCAACCCCAUUGCCAAGUACCAGCUGGUACAAAAGAAGCUUGCGGAUGCCACCACAGAUGCAGCCUUUGGCACACUGGCAGCAAUUCAAGUCGGACGACUAAAGGACAAGGGCGAGGCUGCACCAGAGAUGAUCAGCAUGAUCAAGAGACAGAACUGCGAUCGUGCCCUCUUCAACUCACGGGUCCUGCAAGAAGUCUUUGGUGGAAAUGCAGUGAGUGAUGAGUACGGCAUCGGCAGACAUGUGGCAAACCUGUUCGUGACUCAGACUUACGAGGGGCAAAGUGAUAUCCACAGUCUCAUACUCGGAAGAGCUAUCACGGGUCUGCAGGCGUUUGUAUAGACGGUCUCGGCCCUGGUGACUUGGAUAGGAAAACAAUUGUAAAUAGGUCCUCCAUACACCUCAAUUUAUUCCCGUGCCGUGAAAACGAUAGAUCUGAUUUCAUUGUCAAAGCUGGGAUAUUUUGCGGCAUUCUGGGUAACUGAAACCUGGGACGGCGGAGACUUCGUGACUUGACCUGAACCGUUGGGAGUUGACAGCUGCCAAGCGUCAAACCUCCACCCUGCUCCUCACUCAUCUAGGAACCUUCAACUCCUAACGAUACAGGCGACUGAAAUAUGAGGCUGAGGCCAUUCUCGAACAAAUAAGAAACGUUCUCCUAUCGAGGAGA